AUGGCCUGUCCCCCUCGAGACUCAUUCCAAAUUGGUUGGAUAUGUGCUUUACCGAUCGAACUUGCCGCUGCCAAGGAGAUUUUGGAUGAAAAAUUUGGCAACCUCGACGUGCAAGAUCCCGCCGACUCAAAUGUCUACACACUAGGUCGAAUCGGCAAACACCACGUUGUGAUCGCUUGCCUCCCGCAAUAUGGGACCACAUCAGCUACGACUGUCGCCAACCACAUGACUCGCACCUUUUCAAAAUCUCUCCGCAUUGGGUUGAUGGUCGGUGUUGGGGGUGCAAUUCCAUCCGCUAGCCAUGACAUUCGGCUCGGCGACAUCGUGAUUAGUUGUCCCGAAGGCACUUCAAGUGGGGUACUUCAAUAUGACAUGGGGAAGAUUGGCACUGGCGGGGAAUUUCACCGGACUGGCUCUUUGAACAGUCCUCCCCGGGCGCUAUUGACGGCAGUCAAUCUAAUGAGGGCUGCGGAGUUGACGGAUGACCCUCUAUAUCCCGGGUAUAUCAUUCAAUCGACGAAGAGGAACACACGAACUCGAAAAAACUUUCAUCGACCCGGAGAUGGACAGGACCGACUCUUCAAACAGGAGUAUGACCAUUUGGAAAAUGCGAAUUUGGAAAAUGCGAAUGAAUGCGACAGCUGUCUGGAAGCCUGGGAAGAAAUGAGGACCGAGCGGGAGGGCAGUGAUCCACAGCUACAUUACGGUAUUAUUGCAUCUGGUAAUGCCGUGAUCAAGGAUGCAAAGACAAGAGAACAGCUGAGGCUGAGAACCGGAGCGUUGUGCUUUGAAAUGGAGGCAGCAGGUUUGAUGAUGGAUUUCCCGUGUAUUGUCAUUCGCGGUAUCUGUGACUAUGCCGACACGCAUAAGAAUAAGCAGUGGCAAGGAUAUGCGGCCCUAGCAGCAGCAGCAUAUGCUAAAGAGCUGCUGGGCUACGUACCCAUGGGCCAUGUUUCACAGGAGAACUUGGUGAUCAAUGUGUGCGAAGGAUUCAAAGAAGAGCUUAAAAGCAUCCGGAAUCGCUUAGACCAAGUAUUCGACCAAGAAGCACGACACCGCGACGAACAGAAAGCAACAGCGUCGAUAGAUCAACAACAUAAGUGUCACCAAGCCUUCAAGACAGGCAGCUAUACGGAGCAAAAAGAUAUCAAUCCAGCGAGAGCACCAGGAACCUGCCAGUGGGCUCUCCAGAGCUCCCAAUACCUUCGUUGGAAGGAAAGCAACCAUAAUGAUCUUCUAUGGAUUUCGGCAGAUCCAGGCUGCGGGAAGUCAGUAUUGGCCCGAUCGAUCAUCGAUAGCUAUUUGCAUGCUGCUAGCCCAACAGUGGCUGUAUGCUAUUUCUUUUUCAAGGAGAACGAGGAACAGAAUAAUUUUACCACAGCGUUAUGUUCAAUUCUUCACCAACUCUUCAGCCAGCAACCUCAUUUGUUGUGUUAUGCUAUACCAUCCUGGGAAGCCAAUGGCCAGAAUAUCCAAAAAGAAGUUGAUGAGCUAUGGAGAAUAUUCAUAGAGGCAACAUCCUCUGAUGGAUCGGUCAAGACUAUAUGCAUUUUGGAUGCUCUUGAUGAGUGUCGCGAGGUUGAUCAGAAUCAUUUUAUUCAGAGCCUCAAACUUUUCCAUCAACAGAUGCGUCAGCCCAAACCAGAUUGCCAAUCACCAAUUGAUUUCCAACAAACACAAGAUGCCUGUGUGAAGUUCCUAGUCACAAGUCGCCCUUAUCACCAUAUCCAGAAUCGGUUUCGAGAAAUCACCGACUUCCCGCAUCUUCACUUGAAAGGCGAAGAGGAAAAUGAUCAAAUCCACGAGGAGAUUGAUUUGGUGGUGAAAAGGCAAAUCAAGGAACUAGCCAUCACAGCGUCCUUACCAUUAGAUGUGCAGCAACAACUCGAAAAACAGCUCCUUAUGAUGGAAAAUCGAACUUAUCUUUGGCUUCAUUUAGCUAUUGAUGAUUUCAGAUCUACGUUGGAGAGCAGCCUCUGGUCUGCCAAGGAAAAAAUCCAGAUGAUACCCCCAUCAGUGGAAAAGGCCUACGAAAAUAUUCUUUCUCGAGUUCCCUCUGAGCGAAGGAAUACAGUGACGAAAAUCUUUCGAAUCAUUAUCGCGGCACGGCGUCCCUUGACAACAAGAGAAUUGGCUAUGGCAUUACGCGUAUCUGUUUAUCCAGAACCACGGACCACAGCAGAAGCUGGGUUAGAUUUACUUCACUUGGAUGAAAAGAUCCGAAGUCUAUGCGGCCUCUUUGUCUUUGUCAAAAAUUCAAAAGUACAUCUUAUCCACCAGACGGCCAGAGAGUAUCUUAUAAAGGAGGCAUCGGAAACUCCAUUCUCUAUGUAUUCUUGCAGCUUACAAGAUGCUGAAGACCAAAUGGCUUUCAGCUGUUUGAGAUAUCUGUCGAUGGAAGGAUUGAAAAAUGAAAACAACGAUGGAAACCCCAAUUGCGCAGACUUCUUGGAAUACGCGGCGAUACACUGGUCUGAUCACGUACGAGAAUUUUCUUCGGCCGCCGAGACAGAGGCCACGGAUCUGCUGAACUAUGUCUACAACCUCACGGCAGACCAAUUUCCAGUCUGGUUCCCUAUAUUUUGGAAGAGCAUCAUGGGUUCAGAGAAACCAGUCCCUAUAUUGAAUGCUGUGCAUCUUGCAGCCCUGAACGGGCACAAAAAGGUGAUCAGCCGCCUACUCUCUGAAGGCAUACUUGAUCCCAAUGUCGCAGAUACUGCAGGAUCAUAUCCAUUGACAUAUGCUUCGUACAAGGGACACCACGAUGUUGCUUUAUUGUUAAUCAGUCAUGGAGCACAUGUCAACUCCCGGGAUGAAUCUCUAGGCAAUGCGCUGUGCGCUGCUUGCUGGGCAGAUCGUGACCAGAUUGCGCAGAUGCUAUUAGAGCAUGGAGCCGACGCCAACGCCGGAGACGCCAACGGCCGAAAACCCCUGGAAGUUGCUUGUUUCUUUGCGAAAAAGAAUAUUGUGGAAACGCUGCUGAGCCAUGGAGCCAAUGUCAAUGACCAUGGAGCCUAUGGAAACGCCCUACUUCCUGAUCAAUAUGAGCGACGGACCGAAAUUAUGCAAAUACUGCUCAAGUACGGAGCUCAUACCAAUGCCCAGUCCCAAGAGCGUGACUUGGUCCUGCGGAUGGCAUGCGCAGGAAGAAAUGUCAAAUUUGUGCAAUUUCUAUUGAAGCAUGGGUUCAGCGUAUCUUGCAAUCUCUUAUUGCUUAUUUGCUUGGAAGGAGACGUCAAAACUGUGCAAACCCUGCUAGAGUGUGCAGCUGAAAUCAAUGUUUCUGAUGGAUCCCCUUUGACUGCCCUGGAAGCAGUUUGCUAUACAGGAAACAUCGAGAUACUGCACAUACUGUUGGAACAUAAUGCUGUUACCAACAGUCCACGCAGGCUCGACUAUGCUCUAGGGCUUGCUUGCGAAAUGGGACAAACUGGCGCCUUGCAGAUGCUAUUAAGCCAUAGGGCUUCUUUUGACAACGAAGAUCAAGGUGAAGCAACUUUGCUACGGUCAGCUUGUUCCAACGGGCAUGAAGGGAUUGUGCAGGUAUUGCUGAAGAAUGGCGUUGACGUAAAUGCUCAAGACCGGGACGGUUGGAAUGGCUUGCUUUUUGCUUGUUCCAACGGACAUGAAGAAGUUGUUAAUAUACUGUUGACCCAUGGAGCAGAUGUUCAUGUUCGGGAUGGGUCUCUUGGUAUCAAUGCCUUGCAGCUUGCCUCUCUACAAGGGCAUGAAGGAAUUGUGCGGAUGCUGCUGAACUAUGGCGCUGAUAUCAACAUCCGCGAUAAGCGUGGCUGGACUGUCCUCGAGUCUGCUUGUUCCUAUGAGUGUGACAAAAUUGUGCAUAUACUGUUGAGCCACAAGGCUACUCUCCACGCCGAAAACUAUCAGAAAGCGCUGCUAGCUGCUUGUCGGGUUGGGAACAGCAAGAUUUUGCAUAUGUUGUUAACCUGCGGGACCGCCUUCACUUCUGCAGACUACAUGAAAGCGCUAGUAGCUGCGUGUACGAAGGGGAAUAACAAGAUUGUGCAUAAAUUGUUAAGAUCCGGGACUGCCCUCACUUCUGAAGACCACCAACAAAUUCUGUGGCUUGCGUGUCGAACAGGGUAUCACAAGAUUGUGCGAACGCUUUUGAAACAUAGAGCGACAUUAGACGCCUUGAACGUCGUUAACCACCAACUGAAGGAUCUGGAGUUGCAGUCUGUUUGCGCCAAUGGGUAUAACAAGAUUUUACAUAUUUUCUUAACCCAUGGGCCUGCCUUCGAUGAAGAAAGCUGCCAGAAGGCGUUACGGGCUGCUUGUCUGACCGGAAGCCACAAGACUGUGCAGAUACUGUUAACCCAUGGAAUUGAUGUCAACUCUGAAUUCUGCCAAGUCACCCUGCAGUUUGCUUGCUCUCUGGAGCAUGAUAAAAUCGUGCAAAAGCUGUUCAAGCAUGGGGCUGAUUUCAAAGCUGGAGGGUAUCAAGAGGCCCUACAGUUUGCAUGUUUCGAAGGACAUGACAAGAUUCUGCAUCUCUUGCUUGAUCAUAGAGCUGAUAUCACCACCAAAGACCGUCAGAAUGCGCUGAACACUGCUUGUGUAGCAGGACAGGAGGAUAUUGUACAGAUACUAUUGGAACAUGAAGCUGCCAUUAAUUCCCAGAGUGGGAUAACUGGAGUUUCUGCACUGAGCCUUGCUCGUCGCCGAGGGCACGAGAAGAUCAUAAAGAUGCUAUUAGAGCAUGGCGCAAAAGAUGAUAGGUUCAUUGAAUUCUUGGACAGGCAAAUUGUGGAGUUGCCGAAGUUUUUUCUUCUGAUCUAUUGUUUUCUGACGUUUGGUGGCUUCUGUGCAUUUUUCUGCUAUGAUCUGACAACGCGGCAAAGCUAG
Messenger RNA from Penicillium salamii, 4866 nucleotides. NCBI's taxonomy places the organism in Eukaryota, Fungi, Ascomycota, Eurotiomycetes, Eurotiales, Aspergillaceae. The record is from the annotation of a GenBank genome assembly.